AUGUUAAAAGAAGUAAAACUAACAAAAUCAUAUCAAGAAGCGGAUCUGAAUGAAAUCAAGAAAAUAAGGGAGACCAGCCAACAAGUUAUCUGGUUCAAGGAUAGGCUUGAAGAAGAAACAAACCGCGCAAAAGCUUUUGAAAGAUCGGUUAAUAAUCUGAGUAGGAACCUGCAACAGAAAAUGGAGGACAUCCAUAUAUUUGAAAGAAGGGUCAAAUCACUGCAUGAAGAAAACAAAGAAGAGAUUGAAUCCCAGGAGAGCUUUUACAAGGAUCAAAUCAAGAUUCUGGAAGCAAGAGUGAAAGAGCUUGAUGAAAAGAUGAAGGAAUUAGGUCCUGCCAUGGCCAACCUGCACACUCCAUAUCAGUACAACAGCAACCUCAGUAUUGAAGAGGAUUCAAAUUUGAAGAAUGGAAAGCUCCCAAGCAACUCCAAUGAAGAUUGA
Molecule: messenger RNA, 444 nt
Organism: Hibiscus syriacus
Lineage: Eukaryota; Viridiplantae; Streptophyta; Magnoliopsida; Malvales; Malvaceae
Product: protein SUPPRESSOR OF GENE SILENCING 3-like
Exons: 3
Coding region: 1-444 (147 amino acids)
Biological process (GO): regulatory ncRNA-mediated gene silencing; defense response to virus
Source: RefSeq, a predicted model, not a curated record